This is a messenger RNA of Fomitopsis serialis, 1488 nucleotides long. RefSeq names its product glycoside hydrolase superfamily. Gene Ontology annotation, biological process: glucosylceramide catabolic process. Lineage: Eukaryota; Fungi; Basidiomycota; Agaricomycetes; Polyporales; Fomitopsidaceae. The coding region runs from base 1 to 1488 and encodes 495 amino acids. The transcript has 14 exons. The record is from RefSeq and is a predicted model, not a curated record. Gene Ontology annotation, molecular function: glucosylceramidase activity.
AUGAUGUUCCGCUCUUUAAUUGUCGGUCUUGCGCUCGUUCUCCCCAUUGCUUCUCAGCAGAUCCAGGAUAUUUGGACGACGACUUCGGAUAAGAAUAGCCUCUUCAAGUACCAGAACCUUGGCUCUGACGCGAUUCAAUUCACAAACGAUGCCUCUGCGUCGGCGAAUAUCAAAGUCGAGCCCAAUACGACCUACCAGGAAAUGAUCGGCUUUGGCGCUGCUCUGACUGACUCGACCGCUCAGCUCUUGAGCCAACUGAAGUCGUCGGACUCUGGAAAGUACUGGGCCCUCCUGAACUAUAUAUUCAACUCGACCGAUGGUGCCCAGUCCGCGGGAAUGACGUACCUUCGUAUUCCCAUUGGCUCCUCUGAUUUCUCCCAGACAUCGUACACGUACGACGAUGUUGAUGGCGACUCUCAGCUGGACCACUUCGACAUCGACAAUGCCCCGGCCUACCUUUUCGACACGCUCAAGGACAUCCAGUCCAUCAACAGCGUUCUCAAAGUGCACCUUUGCCCUUGGUCUGCGCCGGCUUGGAUGAAGGAAAGCAAGACGAUCACGGGUGGCAAGUUCGCGUCCUCGUACACGAAAGUUUAUGCCCAAUACUUGUUGAAGUCCCUCCAGGCUUUCCAGAAGAUGGGUGUCACCGCUCAUGCGAUCAGCCUUCAGAACGAGCCGCAGAACAGCAACCCGACGUAUGCGUCUGCCUUGGUCGAUCCCAGCUUGGAGGCGAAGAUCGGCAGUGAGCUGCGUCCGCUCAUGGACAGUGCUGGCUUCAAGGACACCGUCAUCGUCGCGUACGAGCACAACUGGGAUGAUGCUGGCGCCUACCCUGUCACAGUGAUGGACCAGGCGGCUGACUCGUUCGCAGGUGCCGCGUUCCACUGCUACGGGGGCGACGUCGGCAACCAGGAACAGUUUCACGACAAGUACCCGCAGAAGGACAUCUACUUUACAGAGUGUACUGGCUCGUUCAACGGGGACUUUUGGAGCGACCUCCAGUGGUACAUGAACAACAUCUUCAUCGGAUCCGUCAACCACCACGCCAAGAACGCUGCCAUGUGGAACCUCGUUCUUGACGACAAGGGCGAGCCUCUGCUCAACACCACUACCAGCUGCCGCGGCUCGGACCCCUGUCGUGGUGUCGUGACGCUCAAAAGCGACGGUUCUUACGUGCCCAACCAGGAGUUCUACGCCAUCGCCCAAGCGUCGAAAGCUGUCAUCCCCAAGGACCAGAACGGGCCCUUCGGCCAGCGCAUCAGCUCUUCCGUCAGCGGCAGCGACGACCUGGUGGUCACGGCCUAUGUCACCAAGCGGGCUGCCGACGCCCCGUCAACCGCCUGGCCCCGUUAUAGUCUGGUCGUGCUCAACCAGCGAGUCUCCGGAGCGACGGGAUGGAUGAUUCAUGAGACUGACCGAGUUCCACAGGCCGAGUACAAGUUCCCCACCGGAGUCACCACCCUCUGGUGGUAUGCCCAGUCCGACUGA